Molecule: messenger RNA, 1443 nt
Organism: Priapulus caudatus
Lineage: Eukaryota; Metazoa; Priapulida; Priapulimorpha; Priapulimorphida; Priapulidae
Exons: 1
Coding region: 1-1443 (480 amino acids)
Cellular component (GO): membrane
Molecular function (GO): ligand-gated monoatomic ion channel activity
Source: RefSeq, a predicted model, not a curated record
AUGGUGCGGCUGUUAAUUCUCCUGCUCGCAUUUAAUUCCCAUUCGUUCGCGAUGGAGAGGUUCAUAGCUUCUAAGAAUCUGAAUGCCGACUUGAUGAACAUUGCUGAAAGCGCUGCACAGCCUGGAUUUCAAUGCCGUAAGACUUCAUCAGGGAGAGAAAUACAAGAAAACUUUCCGAUACGUAAAACACGAGUGGCGCCUGAUUUUCACGGAGUCGAACUGAAAGUUGGCUUCGUCAAUUGCUCGACAGUUAACACGGAGAUAUCGAACAUAUACCGGAACAUCCUACGCGAGCUGGGAGCGUAUUACAACUUCACGUACUCGGCGAUUCCCUUCUGUAGCGGCGGCUUCAGUAAGGUCGUAGCUGAGGUUGAAGCCGGCCGCAUGGACAUGGCGUGCGACAUGAGCAUGCAUCCGGAGCGAGCGAAGCUGCUGAGAUUUCUGCAGCCGAUCUUACAGAGCUACUACGUUCUGCUCAUCAAAUUCCCGGAGAAGAAAACGCAGACGAAACUGAACAUCUUCGUGCCCUUCACGACCUUGACGUGGGUUCUCAUUGUCGCGUGCAGUCUUGUCAUUACUGUUCUGCUGCCCGUGCUGAAAUACCUGAGCCUGUCCGCCGACAGCCCACGAUGCAUCUGGCAUGGACUUAGCUCUGCUGCCGUCUACGUUUUCGGCACGCUUACCAACCAAGGCGGAACCUGGGUUAGCGGCAGAAUUGCCGAUCGCACACUGCGGUUCUCUUGGUGGACGUUUGUAAUCGUGAUCCUCGGCACGUACACGGGUAGUCUCGUGAGUUUCCUCUCCGUGGACACAGAGGUGGCCUACCCGUUCACGUCCCUGCACGAAGCUGCCAACUAUCCGAUCACGCCUACCAUCGUACCCGGGUUCAUAGACGAAGCCCUACUCAAGGGAAGCCCACCAGAGUCAGACCUGGGGAAGAUGUGGAAGAAGGUGCUUGCCGACCCCGACGCGGUGGUCCACAGUACAGAUGAGGCUAUAGACCGAGUCCUCACUGGGAAAUACACGCUAUUUGUCGACGGUGAUUGGUAUGGAACAUUGCACGCACAGAGAGACUACAGGCGCUCGGGGGAAUGUAGACUAGCGAUGGUGCCGAUCACUGUACUACCGACUAGCACUACGUGCGUGCUUGCGUACGGUGACCCGUACUAUGAGCGGCUGAACGACGGAAUCACCAUACUACAUCAGAGUGGCAUCCUGCAGAAAUGGACGGAUGACAUGCUUAAGGUGCCUGGGUGUUUGCGAGAGCAGAUAUCUGUGUCAGCGAACGUGAUACUGCUGCCGUACCUACAGAACCUGUUUACCUUCCUACUGCUCGGUGUGCUUGUCGGCGGAUGCUGCUUGUGCAUAGAACUCUUAAUCAGCUUCAUGAAAUACCUCGAGGUUAAAAAGCAAAGUAAGACCAUGGAUUGCGAGAGGGUUUGA